This is a messenger RNA of Mesocestoides corti, 795 nucleotides long. Lineage: Eukaryota; Metazoa; Platyhelminthes; Cestoda; Cyclophyllidea; Mesocestoididae. The record is from the annotation of a GenBank genome assembly.
AGAAGUAUUGAUGUAUCUGCGGUAUCUCUUUCCAAUUUAAUCGCAAACAAGCACCACAGGGUUGCAGAGCUCGAAUCUAAACGCCCCAAGUUAUCUUCGCCGUUUCCUAUUCCAGAUCCCCUGAGUGGGGACAUAUUUGAUCGAACCUCUCUUUUGCUAAACAUUGAUCAGAUGCUCGAUGAGAAUAUUCCUUUGCCUAAGGAAGAAGCAGGAAAUACCUGGCAAAACGAGUGGAACUCCUUCGUAACGCUCAAGGUACCUCUGGCAACUACGUGUUUAAAUUUUUACCACAACUGCAAUAUUGCGCAUGUUUUUUUCCUGACGAUGAAGCUAUUCCAGUGUAAGGAAUUUGAGCCAGUGACCGCGCAUAGUCCAAUGUUCGCGCUGGAUUGUGAAAUGGUCCUCACCAAAGCAGGCAGUGAACUUGCCCGAGUGACCAUGGUCGAUGAGAUUGGCUGUGUCCUGCUGGAUAAACUUGUCAAGCCGCCCAACCCAGUCGAGGACUAUCUCACCAGAUUCAGUGGUAUCACUCGCGACAUGCUAGCAAGCAUCGACACACGUCUCGAAGAGGUACGUGACGAACUUGGUGAGCUUAUUCCUCCCGACGCUAUCCUCGUGGGCCACUCGAUUACAAAUGACCUGAAGGCCCUUAAAGUAAGUUGCAGUCUUCGUCUGCCGUAUUUGGGUCUUCUACGCACCAUCCAAAGUGGCCACAAGGGCCACUCGUCGGCAGAGGACGCCAAAGCCACGUUGGACCUCGUCCGAUUGAAACUCAGCCAAUGUACGUUCGGCUAA